AUGGCUUUAGAUUCUCAAAUCGGGAUAAUUGUUUUUAGAACCUUUCGGUUUGGUAUCUUCUCAGAACAUUUGAAUAAUAGUCGCCUAAAAGCUACGUUUCCUCUUUUUCAGAGACAUAUCACACGAAGAUAUACCACACCAGUGGUAUCAUUUUACGAUGAUAAAGUUACCAAG
Molecule: messenger RNA, 174 nt
Organism: Racocetra persica
Lineage: Eukaryota; Fungi; Glomeromycota; Glomeromycetes; Diversisporales; Gigasporaceae
Source: the annotation of a GenBank genome assembly